Metopolophium dirhodum (rose-grain aphid) is the source of this 3182-nucleotide messenger RNA. RefSeq lists its product as uncharacterized. The record is from RefSeq and is a predicted model, not a curated record. NCBI's taxonomy places the organism in Eukaryota, Metazoa, Arthropoda, Insecta, Hemiptera, Aphididae. The transcript has 11 exons. The coding region runs from base 80 to 2923 and encodes 947 amino acids.
UUAAACUUUUCAAACUGUUGUGCCGGCUUGACUACAUCGCCGCCUCUUGUUUUUAUUUGGUUUUUGGCAAAUUAAAACGAUGCCAAGAUACGCUUACAAAUGUUGUGUGGUUGGGUGUUUUUCAACAGGCACAUCAUCACAUCGUUUUCCAAAUCCAAAAAAAAAUAAAGAGUCUUUUGAUAAAUGGGUAGAAAUUGUUGGUGGAGAUUUGAGAUCUCUCGAUCCAUCAAUAGUCUAUGAGAAAAAACGGAUCUGUUCGAGUCAUUUUCUAGACAAUGAUAUAAGUCCAGGGACCAAAAAAUUGAAAUGUUUGGUUGUCCCUUCUUUACAUUUAUCUGUUCCUAUUGUUGAUAGUUUUAAGACACUGUCCACUUCUUGUAGUGAUCGACCACAGUACAAAUCAUCUGUUCCUAUUGUUGAUAGUUUUAAGACACCGUCCACUUCUUGUAGUGAUCGACCACAGUACAAAUCAUCUGUUUCUAUUGUUGAUACUUUUAAAACACCGUCUACUUCUUGUAGUAUAGAAGACACUGAUUUAGAAGAAAUUUCAAUAUUUUAUGAGGAUUCAGUUAUUCAACUUACUUGUACAUCAGACAAAGUAAUAAAUGCAUUUGACCUAGGCUCAACUUGUUUACCAUCAUCUACACCAUCACAUCUCAACAGAGAACUUGUUGAAUGUGAAUCCUCAGAAGAAUCUGAGUUGGAAGGAAUUUCCAAGCUAGACGAUGACUCGUUUCUUCAAUGGGUAUUGACUAACAUUGGUGUAAGAAAAAUGAGCCAGUUAACACCAAAAUGCAAGUCACUAUACAGAGGAAGUGUAUUGCUGAGUAGACGUUUGCGAUGGGAACAAAAGAAAUCAUUCACCUUCAAAAGUCGUUUGUCAGCAGCUGAGAAAUUUUCUGAAGGGUUUUUAAAUUCAAAAGCCAGUGCAAAAUCAUAUCGAACAUUAGCAAAACUAUUCACUCUACCUGGCAGAAAAACUUUGACGAAUUUACUAUCCAAAAUCCCAGUAAAUCCAGGAAUUGAUCAAACAUUGAUGAAAGUUUUGAAAACCAAUGUCGUCAAGUUAAGUGCUAGGCAAAAACUCUGUACAAUUUUAUUCGAUGAGGUCAGUCUGGACCCAAAUUUAACUUAUGAUCAUAAUACCGGCAUGAUAACUGGUUUUGAAGACAAUGGUAUAGGAAGGACCCAACAUUUUGCUGACCACAGCUUGGUAUUCAUGAUUCGUGGCGUGGUUAAAAAAUAUAAGCAACCCAUAUCUUAUACUUUUUGCAAGGGCACCACCAGUAGCCACGAUUUGUCAAACCAAAUAAAAAAUGUGAUUCAAGCAGUGCACGAAACAGGGUUGCAUGUUGUUGCAUCUGUUUGCGAUCAAGGAGCCACAAACAAAGGUGCCAUUAAUAUGCUGCAUCGUGACACUAGAGCGGAGGCACUAAGAAAUAAUAUUCAAUUUAAAGAAGAGUUUUACAAUGUUCAAUGUGGGGCAGAUAUAUUGAAUGUUGUACAUAUCUAUGAUCCACCUCAUCUACUGAAAGGAGUGCGUAACAACAUUCUCAAUAAAAAUGUUUUAUUCACCAUGGACGGACAACAAAUGGAGGCCAGCUGGAGUGACAUUACCGAACUAUAUGAAUUGGACUGCAAGAUCGAGGAUGUGAGAAUGCUACCAAGGCUGACAGCCGAACAUAUAAUUCCUAAUAAAAUUAAAAAAAUGAAAGUCAAAUGUGCUGUGCAGGUUUUAUCCGAAAGAGUUGCAUCCAUAAUGUCAUUUUUAGCUUCAAAAAAAAUUUUAAAAGAAAAGGCGAAAGACACUGCAAAAUUCUGCCAGUUUUUUGACAAAUUAUUUGAUUCAGUAAACGGGAGCUAUGACAAGGUAGUAGAUGGAAAAAUAUAUCGCACCGGCCUGAAAAGGUACUCUCCACACCAUGAGUUAUGGGAAGUGUCGCUCAAAGUGUUGCAGUCAAUGUAUUUCAUAGAUCCUGUCAGUAAAAAAAAGACAGUUCCUCAACCUCCAACAAUUAAGAAUUGGAUAAAAACUAUUAAAGGAUUUCAAGAGGUAUUUAAGUUAUUGAACAAGAUGGGUAUAAAAUCAAUUCUCUUAAGAAACUUUAACCAAGAUUCACUAGAGAAUUUUUUCGGAGCAUUGCGUGCCCUGGGCUACAGAAACACCAAUCCGACUUGUUACCAAUUCAUUUCCUCAUACAGAACUCUGCUUCUCAACAACUUAAUGUCUUCACAUUCUCCUGGGAGCAAUUGUGAAGAAGACUUCAGCGACGGUUGCUUAACAUCGUAUAAGACAUUGUUUGAAACGUUUGAAGACAACUUGCCAGAACAAUGUGAUGAACCUGAACCUAGAGUUUCGGAUGGUACUCCAAAACAAAUAACAAAUUUUAGUUCAGAAAUCUUACAAGAUUUACAGUUCCAGACUCACAACUAUAUAGCUGGGUUUGUAAUUAAAAAAUUAAAUAGUAUUUUAUUUAAAAACUGCACAGUUUGCUUAAAUCAAGUGUGUUCCUUAACAACAGCUAAGGGACAUCAACUAACUGUUGCCAGAGAUUACAAUCCAAAUGGUAAACUUUUAUUAAAGUACCCUAACAAAAUUUUUUGUUCUUUAGUAAAAAAAUCAAUUGACUUGAUUGCUCAGUUUUUGCCCUCAAUUUGUCAUCAUAAAACAUUAAAAAAUGAAUUAUCAAAAAUAUUGACACACCAAAUUAAUGUUAAUGUGAUAAAUUGUGAAGAGCAUGGUCAAUUGUUUCCUAAACAGUUUUUCGAUUUUGUAAUUAAAUUAAUGGUCCACAAUUGGUGCACUCAAAUCAAUAGAAUUUUGUCUGGAAAACUGGGCAUUGGUAAAAAUGAAAGGGACCAAAUAAAAGUGAAUGCCUUUCAUCGUUACCAAACUUUUUGUAAAAAGUCUAAAUACAAAUAAUUUUAUUUUGUUACUCAUAUUUUUAGUAUUGUGAAUAUAACAUAUUAUAUUCUUACGUACCUUACUAUUGUACUUUUAAUUUUAAAUUUUAUCAAUUAUAUUAUUAAUAUUGACUAUGUGUAUAACCUCAUGUGAAUUUUUGGUGACGUUGAAAACAUGCAAGACUACAUUUUUAUUAUUUAUUAUAGUAUUUAAGUUGAAUUAAUAUUAUAAUGUUAUAAUUUUUUAUUCGUUGCUACAGUGAUAUAUUAUGUCAUAA